AUGGACGAUGAUUCCCUCCCUGACACCAUCAACCCCAACAACUUCCCAGCCAAGCUCUGGCGUCUGGUCGGCAACCCAUCCAACAAAGCCAUCCGCUGGGACCCCAUGGGCGAAGUGGUGGUCAUCGACCAGCAGCUCUUCGAGAGGGAGGUCCUGUCCCCCGGCACCGCCACGCCGCACGAGGACAGCUUCAAGACCAGCAACUUCUCCAGCUUCGUCCGGCAGCUCAACCUGUACGGCUUCAGGAAGGCCGACCCCACCCUCAGCAGCCAGGCCGCGCUGGACGGCGGCACCUGCCACUACUUUUACAACCCCAACUUUCAGCGAUCCCACCCGGAACACGUCGCCCGGCUCCGGAGGCUCACGGUGGACAAUAAGGCCAAGAUCCGGGCUGGUCUGGACGUGAGCUGCCGGCUUCCGAACCGAUACCAGCGGCUGAGUGGAGGCGGUGAUAACAGGGACAAGACUUUGAGAAGAAGGAGCUCCCCCCUGCUCAGUCCAGCUCAUCCCCAAUCGGCCCAUCCAGGCCUAACCGACAGGAGCCAGGUCAUGAAAGCAUACAGCGGGACGCCGGUUCCACCGCGGUACCAGAUGAGGGGUCAGUCGGGGCUGCCCCUAAGCCAGCAUUACUCUGGACCGCCCUCCAACUCCAGUGCCCUGCAAGCACAGCAGGACUUUCUGACCCGGGCUAACCACGGAAACACCCAUUUUUCUGGUUACAAUCCUCAAAAUCCACACUACCACCCUGGUUUCUACUCCUCAGUCUGCCACUGCUGCCAUCCAAACCUCGUGGCCCCACCUGUUGCAGACGUCCAGGCCGGCUUGUAUUCUCGCCAAAAUUAUUGCCAGGCCGGGAAUCCUGUCAGUGUGUUCGACCAGAUUCGGGACCUGCCGCAUAAGGAAAACCAGGAGGGGAAAAAAUGCGACAUCAGUUUGGAUGCGAUUUUCCAGAUUGCGGAUGAGGUGAUGCAGAACUCCCCCAGUACCUGUCUGGUUAAAGUGGAGACUCCUGAGAGGCCUGCCCCCGACCGCUGCGGCGCCUCUCUGUGUGACGGCGGCGGUGGUGGCGGCGGGGCAGCGGCCGGCUCCGCUGCUCCCAUCAUCAUCCCGGUGCUCAGCUGCCCUGCUCUGCUCACAGCCAGGCAGCAGGAGCAGGCCGUGGUGCUGGUGCCCGAGCAGAUGCCCGAGGACGCCAUCUAUGAGGUGAGCCUCCAUAGCACGGACGUCCUGAAGGUACCCUGCGAUCAAACCAAGUAUGAGAUUAUAAAUGUGGAGACGAGCGACAACCCUGGGGACAGCAGUCAGGGCUGA
Menidia menidia (Atlantic silverside) is the source of this 1311-nucleotide messenger RNA. NCBI's taxonomy places the organism in Eukaryota, Metazoa, Chordata, Actinopteri, Atheriniformes, Atherinopsidae. The record is from the annotation of a GenBank genome assembly.